Molecule: messenger RNA, 378 nt
Organism: Fonsecaea monophora
Lineage: Eukaryota; Fungi; Ascomycota; Eurotiomycetes; Chaetothyriales; Herpotrichiellaceae
Exons: 1
Coding region: 1-378 (125 amino acids)
Biological process (GO): anaphase-promoting complex-dependent catabolic process
Cellular component (GO): anaphase-promoting complex
Source: RefSeq, a predicted model, not a curated record
AUGCUGCGGCGCAAACCCACCGCGCUGACCGUCACCAACGAAGACAUCGCCGCGUUUGAGGAGGCGUACCUCCGCCGCCUCGCCUACGCGAGGUACCUCAAGACCGGCGAGGAUCCCGAAGGUCUGUUCCGCAACGGCGGCGCGGGGCCAGGCGUGGGCGUGGACGGGAGGAUAACGACGACGACCACCGCCGGCGAUGCACGCAACAUGCGCGGAUCUGGCGCCGACGUGGGCGCCGCCACAGGGGCGCAGGUGGCGAUCGAUCCGAACGACGAGCUUAAGCCGCUACCUGGGGACAAGGCCAGGAUUGUGAGGAGUCGGGAGGAGAGGAUCAUGGGUGGUGCUGGAGGUGGAGGAGGAGGAGCAGGUGCACGGUGA